UUUAUUUGGCAGUGAUAAGAAAGAUAAACAUAUCAAUUUGGAAAUUUUUUUGUCAAGUUUGGCCAAUGAUGGAAGGAAUUUAUAAAGAAAAGAGAAAGCAUGAAUCAGCUUUCAAACUCGCCAAGUUGCUAAUAGCAGAAGAUCAUUCUUGGAAACUAAGUAGUCAAAAAGAAGACACUGGGAAGACCAAUCCAAUGGGUGACAUAGCACCCCCAAAGCCGGAAAAAUCUGAAAAUCUCGAAGGGACUACUCUUACCCCGUUGCUUAUAGCAACAAGCACAGGAAUAGUAGAAAUUGUUAAGGAGAUACUUAGAGUGUAUCCCCAGGCGGUUGAUCACGUAACUCCUGAUAAGAGCUGGAACAUACUGCAUGUAGCCAUUAGCCAUCGUCAAUUGGAAAUCUUUCGCAUUGUAAGGAAGAUGGAAAUACCAAUGGCCAGGUUAGUUCGACGGAUUGAUGAGGAUGGGUACACCAUCUUGCACCAUGUUGGAGUCAUGGAGUAUUACACCGGUGGUACCGUGCCAGGUCCUGUUCUCCAAUUACAAGAAGAGCUCCUAUGGUUUGAGCGUGUUCAGAAGAUAAUACCCUCCCAUUACGAGAUGCACCGUUGCCAGAUUAAGCAAAAGACCGCUCAAACCCAUCAAUUUGAUCUAGAAGCUCAAGCUGCUGAAAUCCAUCAUGUCACUCAACCCACUGAAGCCUCUCAAAAUAUUCCUCCAAUCCAUGAAAUCUCUGAAUUAUCGCCUCUAAUCCCUCAAACUGCUCAAGAUAAACAAUUUCAAGAAAUGCAUGCAAGAAUUUUGAAGGAAGUACAAGAAUUACUGAAACGGACCUCUCAAAUCACUGAAGCCUCUCAAACUGCUCAAACCGCUCAAGAGUUAUUCGAACAAAGCCAUGCAGCACUUCUAAAGGAGGCACAAGAAUGGCUAAAACGAACCUCUGAGGCUUGCUCUGCUGUUGCUGUUCUCAUUGCCACUGUUGCCUUUGCAGCUGCUUACACUGUCCCUGGAGGUUCCAAUCAGGACACUGGGGUUCCCAUUCUACUACACGAUCCUUUCUUCUUGGUUUUCACUGUCAUGGAUGUUCUCUCCCUCGCAAGCUCUUUGACUUCUGUAGUCAUGUUCCUUUCUAUCCUCACUUCACCAUUUGAGCUCCAAGAUUUUCGUCACUCUCUUCCUCAAAAACUUACACUCGGCUUCACCUUCCUCUUCUUCUCAGUGGCAGUGACCAUGCUUGCUUUUGCGGCAACAAUUAUACUCAUCAUUCAUUUGAAGAAACGGUGGACUACAACGCUUAUUUAUACUGCAGCAUUUCUUCCAGUCUCUGUUUUCGCAUUGUUGCAGUUCCCUUUGUAUGUUGCGUUUAUGAGUACAGUGAGGUUCUCUUGGAAAGUGAUUAGGAGCGUUCUUCCUAGCUGUUUCCUCCCAAGUCGAUUUAAGAACACUACUACGGGCUCUAUUUACAAGACCCUCUGAAUAGGG
This is a messenger RNA of Quercus lobata, 1481 nucleotides long. Its product is annotated as ankyrin repeat-containing protein NPR4-like. The record is from RefSeq and is a predicted model, not a curated record. Bases 66 to 1475 code for a protein of 469 amino acids. The transcript has 3 exons. Gene Ontology annotation, cellular component: membrane. NCBI's taxonomy places the organism in Eukaryota, Viridiplantae, Streptophyta, Magnoliopsida, Fagales, Fagaceae.